Molecule: messenger RNA, 16639 nt
Organism: Lates calcarifer (barramundi perch)
Lineage: Eukaryota; Metazoa; Chordata; Actinopteri; Centropomidae
Product: receptor-type tyrosine-protein phosphatase eta
Exons: 40
Coding region: 6883-15132 (2749 amino acids)
Biological process (GO): protein dephosphorylation; angiogenesis
Molecular function (GO): protein tyrosine phosphatase activity; cadherin binding
Source: RefSeq, a predicted model, not a curated record
AGUGUUUUUCAACAAGUAGUUAUUGUCUCAAUGUUUAAUUUCACUUGUUUUAAUGUGUGUCUUUGUGGUAAUUUUGAAAAUUGUCCCACUGAGGAAAUAUGAAGAAGUACUGUACUGUGUGCCUUACAACAUAUUUGCUUAAUUAACAGGAGUCUCUGUUUUUUGAGACUUCUAAUUGAAUACGAGCAGUCUGACGUGUAUGGAGAAAGACACUUCAUUGGGUAUUUCCUUGGGCGUUCUCCUUGGAACCAAAGAGAAAAAUUAUCUCAAUUGGCAGCAGAUUGUGUGAGCAAACUUCAAACACUGCACUGAAUCUGUUUUUUUUUUUUGUUUGUAAUUCCUACAAGUUACAGGCCAUUUUCAAAGGCGGUGAUCAUUUAUAAGAGAGAGUUAUCAUUUUAUCACACAGAUAGCUGAGGAAAAGUGGAGUUCACUUGGUUUGGAGCCAUUUAAAGACAUCCUCCCAGUCAUCCCAAACUGUGAAUCAUAGUCUAGAAAUUCCUGUUUGUGAAGAAAUUGUUUCAGCACCUUUAUAUGGGAUAAAUGACUCACUUGAUGACCUCCUGAAUUGUCCUUAUUAAAAAACUGUGCGAGCUUAAAUGUACAGAAAUCAUCUACUGGAUCAGCAAAAAGUGAUGUAUGGAAGAGAUAUGACUUCAGACUGAUUUACAUGUGUACAUGUUCCUCUUACAACUAAAAAAAAAAAUCAACUUAUUUUACACAUUCUUCAAACACUAUUUUUCACAAUCUCUGAUAAGCACCUCCACUGUGAGUUCAUGGCAGAUGGCCAAUGUACAUAUGUAUAUAUUUUGCCUUAAUUAGGAAAUUCCUCCAUUGUCUUCAUUAUUUGGUCUGGAACCUGCAAUGCUUUGGUUUCUUUUCUGCUUAUAACUUUUUUCAAGGAGAGCAAACAUUAAAAGGACCUCCUCUUCAGACUGAUGUCUGACCUUGAACCGGGUCAGUUUGUGUCUGCUUGUUCUGUUCUUUGAAGUUCUUUCCAGCUACACUGAGAGGACACGUAAUCAAAAUAUACAGUCAGUCAUCAUAUAGACAGCAUCUAAUGUAAUCUGGCCAAUUUUAUUUUCUCUCUCUCUGUCUUUUCCUUCUGUUUGUUCUUUGAUUGCUGCGAAAAGACUCUAACUUGGCAAAAUAGCCAUCCUCGCCUUAUGAGGAAGUGCAUACGAAAAACUCAGUCAAAUUAACAGCACAAAGGCUGUGAUGUUUGCUGUAUAAGUAUACUGAACUCUCAUGUUACAUAAAAACUGGACCUUGUCCAUUUGUAGAAAUGUAAUGUAUCUGAUUUGCAUUAUAUCUUGUUUCAGAGAAGGUUAUACGUCACGAAUGGAAAAUUUUGCACUUACAUUACCUUUUAUUGCGGAUAACAAUGGAGACUCAGGCAUGUCAAAUACAGGAAAAGAACAAAAUCAACGGUCAUUUGCAUUUGGUUUGCAUUAUGUGAACAAAUAACAUCUGUCCACAAUGUCUGCAUUUUCCACUGAACGCUGUGUGUGAAUGAAACACAACAUUCAUGACAAAAGCAUCCCAAUAGUCGAAAUAAAGUCAACAGCUAUAAAGUUUUUACAGCUUCAUGGUGAACAAUAAAGGGAUAGUUCAACAAUACUUUUUUUUGCUUGCCAAGGUAUUGGCUGUAGCUUCAUAUUUAGCAGACACAUAUAUGACUGUCAUCAAUCAUCACAUUUAACUCUCAGUAAGAAAGCUAAUGGUGCAUUUUCUGAUAUGUUCAACUUUUCUUUUAUCAUUGAUAGCACACAGACUGUAAUACUGUAUCUCAACAAAUACUGAAUGGAUUCCCAUGAAAUUUUGCAUUCACAGUCCUCACAUGAUGAACGCUACAGACUUUGGUGAUCCUCUGACUCUUCAUCUAAUGUCAUCAUCAGGUCAAAUUUUUAAAAUGAUGAGUAUUUAUUUGGUUUAUGACAAAAUGCCUGCAAAAUCACAUCACCAUCAGCUGUAUUUUUGAUUGGCAGGUACAGUGGUUAGCACUGUCGCCUCACAGCAAGAAGGUUCCAGGUUUGAGCCCCGGUUCGGCUUUUCUGUGUGGAGUGUGCAUGUUCUCCCUGUGUCUGCGUGGGUUCUCUCCGGGUACUCCGGCUUCCUCCCACCAUCCAAAGACAUGCACCGUAGGUGUGAAUGUGAAUGUGAUUGGUUUGUCUGUAUAUGUUGGCCCUGCGAACAAGUAAAUUCAUCAGAUUCUUUUUCUGCUUUAUUUAAAUGGCACCUUAAACCACUUAAUCAUCAGUUGUGCUCGGUUUCCCACAAAGUGAGGCAGCAUGAAAAUGAUACCACACAAUGCAGAAUGAGUGUUCAACCUGUACUGGACCUAUUUCAGGAAUAACCUACCAGGAAGCUGCUUUUGUUUAAAUCCUGGUCCCUAUUGUUCAAAGCUAAGUAUAAAGUAUAGAAUUGCACAUGACCUAUACCAAUACUCUGUGUAUUUACUGAGGAGAGUUGUUGAUUUUUGGUUCAUUUAAAGUGGUUGCGUAAUAUGGCAAGGAAUUCACAGCUUUGUAUGUCAUUUAGCCAAAUUAACAGAAUCUCAUAUCAUAAAUCUGCAACAAUACAUCAAUUGAUGCUGGAGUAGAUGGCAAUGAGAGGGGGAAAAAGAACAAGAGAAAGACAAAAUAAGAGAAGAGCAGGAUUAUAGGAAGAUAAAAUGCCAGAGUUCCUGAUGGGGCAGCUACAAACGAUGCUCUGAGUUUUUUUUAACCAGACCGUUGACAUUUUUCAGAGUACUAUGGGAAGGUGAGUGGCCAGUGCAUGAUAGCGCAGUGGUACAGAGGAGCAGACACUUGGGUUUAUUUCUGCAAAUGUUCAACAAGGUCAACAAAAGCAAACCAUGUGAACAGUGGAUGAAUAGGGCAUGUUUACUCUCACAAAAACCUGCCUAACCAAUUCUGCCAUUCUCCAUGGAGAGGAGGUAAAGUUCACAAUGGAUGUUUCUUGUCUUCAUGGCUAAAAUGUUGAGACAAAAUAAAAUAAGAGUGGUGCAACAGGAAGUUACACCAAAUUUUACAAGUAGACCUGACCAGAAAUAGCCUGUGCACUAUGACAGAAAACCAGUGACCUCAACAAACAUGCCCAACUUCCACAUCAUGCCUGUAUAUUACAGGGUAGUCUUGUUAAGCAUCAGCACCGUGUUAUAUUGAAUGUGAGGCAGAAGACUUAAACUUAGGUUGGUGUAUUGUGCUACUUAGAAUAUAACAUAUACCGAACCUGAUGCUUAUGCUGUGUAAGUAGCUGUGUAUGUAUCACCACACUGUAGCUUCAGUUCAGCCAGGCUGGGAUGUUUAGGUUUAAGGUUUAAAUGAUGUGUAUAUGUUUAUGAACUCAUGCAGAUAACAUAACAUUCCUUCCAUGUCCCUCUGCCUGUACACUAUCAGCACCAUCUGACACAUGAAGCCACUUAGCUCUUGAUCUAGAUGACAGGAGACAAACACAAAAAAAAUACUUAUAUUUUAUACUGCACACAGCAACAAAAGCUAAAAUUCACAGAGCAGGCCUGGAGAAAAAAACACAGGCAAACAUGUUGCAACAAUCCCCAGGGGAUUACAUAACAUUUCCUUGGGAAUGGUGGGUCAUAGUGACCACUUCAUAUCAUUUCUAUCUCCAUUAGCCAUCAUCAGCAGGCCUCUUUUAACAGCCAUUAUAAAACUGUCUGUCAAAAAGCGAUAGCAGCUUUGGCAUCCCGUGUACUAUUUAAAGGUCAGAAAAUCACCCACUCAACAUAACACAUCUUUAGCAAUGCAGCACAAGUGUUAAUGCUGCAUGAAUGCAUCAGAGCAUUUCUCAGUUGGAUAAAACUCCCUGCUAUUUUCAAUCUUUCAAUUUUGUGAAACUUAAAGUAAUAUUCCACCCAAAAUCUGUCUUUUGAGUAUCAAGUGUUAAAACCUCUAGUAGAAACUGCUUGCAUAUAACAGAGGCUGUAGUCAGCUUGAGUGAGAAAAAGCAUCAAAACAUCUAUUUAAAAAAAACUAUUUCAAAAUAAUACUGCAACGAAUCCAUUUCUCUGCUGUACUUUUAUACUCUUCAUAUGUUGAUUGUGGAUUAGCUCCCGGCCAUGUCACCAUGGUUCCCCAUCACUUCCGCUGCAACCACAUUAGCAAGGGAUUUUCCAAACAUCAGCGUGAGCAAGAAGAACGAUCACAGCAAGCACAACCUUUUCUUCAGCGUCCAUAUGAGCACCCACUGGUUGUUCAAAGACAGAUUGAACAUAUCGUUGAAUCUUCCCAAUAAUCUGUCUAUCAAUCAUGCAGAGACUAUUUGAAUAUCAUAUCAGGAAUUCAAAUGUAGCCUCACUUUCUUGUUGUAGCAGUUGAGGCUUUGCAGUGAUGGAUUAAAACACACUUUUGCACAGGGCUGUAGUAAGAGGCUGCGGUGUGAGCGCAUUUAAAGCACAGACUCAUACACUGAAUGAAAUGAACAAAUAAAAGGCUAUGAUGAUUUGACAAGACUGUGAAUGUAAGGGCUAUCAGGGUGAAAGGACGAGGUCCUCACGUAUUUAGUACCAUAGUCCAUAAAUGUCAAUUAUAUAUACUUGUAUGGUAUAUACUAGUUUAAUAUCAUCACAGUUUCUUAAUUUUGAUGUUCUUCUGCAUAGUCUCACAAAGAAGACUGCCUGCUGUUUUCACAGCCAUCCAUGCACAACAAUCUGUUAUUUGCUGUUUCCUGUACAGCGCUCUGUGACAAAGUUGAUAAAAAAUUUUCUAUAAAUAAACUUUACAUGACUGGCCCUUGUCAUGCAGGCUCACAUAUUUUAUUUUUUCCCCCUGAUUCUUCACUGAAGAGAGGAGGUGUGGAAACAACAGGGCAGACGCAAAUGACCCCUCAACUAUACACUGAAGUGUCCUUUUAUUCCUUUAGCAGACUCUGAAUCUUCACCGGCCCAAACAGCCUGACCUCUGACGGAAAUAAGUUUAUUUCAACAGAACUACAGGCUCCAGUCUUUUCUUAUCUCCUGUGUUUUGGUAGAGUGGAUGUGCAUCUUUCAGUGUUCAUCACCAUUCAGCUUACACUCUCUUCACGGGACACAAACAAAACAGACUAUGCCAACUAGAGCAUCACUAGGGAUAAAAUUCAGCAUGUUCACAGCAGUUGAAUAAAAAUGAUCAUCCUGAAUGGACAGAUAAAGUGUAGUUAUGACAAAUGUGACUACUUUCUCAGGCUGCUGCUCUAAUUCAGGGAUAAUUUGUGCUAAAUAUAAAGGCCCGGCAAACUCACACAAGUGUUUCCACUUAUUGCAGUUGACUAGAGCUCUUUUCAUGUUGAAGCUGGGUGGAGCUUUGCUGAAGCCACCAGAUUUCACACCCUUGUUAUAAAGGCAUAGGUCAGGCAAGUUUGUUGAAAACUCUAAUCAAUUACUCAUUACAUAUUACUCACUGAAGAAGUAAUUAUGUGACUUUAUUAAUUACUGAAAUAAUCGUAAUGUUAUUUUACUUUCAUUUUUCAGUCAGUAAUGUAAUCCUGCCCAACACUGGGUAUGAACUGUCCCUCCACAGUAACAGGUGCAACAGAGCUAACAGAGGAGUGUGGGAGAUGUCAGCACAGUGUGUAUAUUAACUUAAAUAAUGAGGUUAAGCAUUGGGAUUCUGAAUACGUAACCUGAUUGACGACACUGUCCACCAUACAAAUGAAUAGAACAUUAUAUGAUGGAUUUGGAUAUAAUGUAGACACGUGGCAUAGCAUAUGUGUGACCAGCUGUCUUCAUAAGAGCACAGUAUAGCGCUGGAAUAGUAAAUCAAUAAACUGAUUAGUCCAUCAACAGAAAAAUAACAGACUGAAAUUUUGAUAUCAUAUAUCAAAAUGUAUCAUAAUGAACUGAUACAAGUUAACCAGCAGAUUUAAAAAAAAUAAUAAUAAUGAGGAUUUUCUGUAUAUCCCCUUUAAAAAAAAAAAAAAAAAAAAUGUUAUUUGAAUAUAUUUGAGGUUUGGACAGUUGAUCAGACAUACAGACAGGAUGCUGCCAUGAGGCCUGGGAACAUGUGGUGAUCAUUUUGCCUUAAAAACGGCUAUAAAAGGUAAUUAAGGGAUUAAUAAAUAUCCUUUAAAGUUCUUUUAAUAAAACCUCACAGAUAGAUUUGUUUAUCGUGCUCAGGAAAAUUAGGUCCAAUACCUUCACGGAUGUUUUUUCUCGUGAGUAAAAUCUCUCUGGACAGGAAAAAGCCUAAGACAUCCAUUUAUCCUCCUGCCUGAGGUCCCCUCUCAUACUAAGACCCCGUAAUUCCUUGCUACGCCCCUGACUUAUGUGAAACCACCGGCAAAGCUUGUUGGUAGCAGUAAAACUCAGCCAGCACCUUCAGGGAAGUUUCCUAAAAACAUUUGCCUUGGCAGGUCGGCUUUGUGUGGUGUUAGUGAAGAGACUCCACGGAUGCAUUCCUUCACCCUGCGUGGUCAAGUUAUGGCAAGAAUGUGGGAUGACUCUUUUUCAUUUUUCUGCGUGACCAGGCAGCCCUUUCCUUAUAGUCCCCCACCUCGACACACACACACACACACACACACACAAGAUCAGGCCGUGUCAGUCGACCUGAGUCUGUGACACCUCGGUGCUGACACUGAAGUAGAGCUGGUGAACUGAUGAUGAGAGGAGAGGAGUGGCACAAACUUCCCCGUGUGACGCGCCAGGCCGCCGCCGCUCCUCCCUGUUAACAGCGCGAAAAGAGAAAAAAAGUUUCCUCUUCUUCUCACUUCUUAGUUCUGCUGAUGUAGCGGCAGUUUGACGGAGCGCGUGAGGAGUGAAAGAGACAGGCCCCUACAGCCAAAGGUUUGCCUUUUAAAACUUUUUAAAGGGACAACAAAGUUUGGACAUGAUAUCACUCAGCGGGUAGGGAAGGCACUUGAAUCUUUUCUCCCAAAGCGUGCGGCAUCAUGAAGCCACUGCUGCGCCUCAGCGUCUCUCUGUGGACUGUUCUGGUCUUCAGCGCUCUCCUCAUGAACUCCCACGUAGAAGUAGCUGGUACGACACAACCCAGCACAGCAUCAACAGCAACAACAGCACCGACAACAGCAACAACAGCAGCAACAGCAGCAACAACAGCAGCAACAGCAGCAACAGCAACAGCAUCGACAGCAACAACAACAGCAGCAACAGCAACAGCAUCGACAACAGCAGCAACAGCAACAGCAACAACAACAGCAACACCAACAGCAACAGCAAUAACACUGACAGCAGCAACAGCAGCAGCAACAACAACAGCAACAACAACUACAACAACAGAAACAGUCAGCCCUAUAUCUAGUACAACUGUCAAGCCUGAAGAUAUCAGAAAUCUCACUGUCACUAACUUCACCACAUCCUCUGUGACUCUGAGCUGGAUUAAACCAGAAAGAAACAGCUCCUCCUAUAGUAUUAUAGUACAGUGGACAGAUGGAAAACUCAAUCAAAUUGUGGAUUCAUCUAAAACAUCCGUGACCAUCAGUAACCUGACUGCUGGUGUCCAGUAUACCAUAACUGUUACUGCAGUGGCAGGUGACAACCGUACUGUUGGACAGAGCGUGGCUGUUUCCCAAUACACAAAGCCUGAAGUGGUCUGUUGCUUCAACAUCACUGGAAUCACAACAUCUUCUCUAUUUGUGAUGUGGACUGAACCAAAGGGAGAGCGCUCCUUUUAUAGAGUACAGUGGACUAAUGGAAGCAGUGAGCAGAGUGUCAUUGCCCAUGAAACAAAAAUGAAUGUCACUGGGCUGACUGCUGGAGUGAAGUACAGUUUUACUGUCAUAUCAGUGGCUGGAGAUAACAAAACAGAGAGUGACACGGCAGAGAUUUUUCAUUACACAAAGCCUGAAGAAGUCAGAAAUCUCAGUGUCACUAACUUCACCACAUCCUCUGUGUCUCUGAACUGGACUGAACCAGAAGGAAACAGCUCCUUCUAUAGAGUACAGUGGACAGAUGGAAAAUUCAGUUUGACUGAUAAUGUGUCAGAAACAUCUCUAACCAUCAGUAACCUGACUGCUGGUGUCCAGUAUGAAGUAACUGUUACUGCAGUGGCAGGUGACCACCAUACUGUUGGACAGAGCGUGGCUGUUUCCCAAUACACAAAGCCUGAAGAAGUCAGAAAUCUCAGUGUCACUAACUUCACCACAUCCUCUGUGUCUCUGAACUGGACUGAACCAGAAGGAAACAGCUCCUUCUAUAGAGUACAGUGGACAGAUGGAAAAUUCAGUUUGACUGAUAAUGUGUCAGAAACAUCUCUAACCAUCAGUAACCUGACUGCUGGUGUCCAGUAUGAAGUAACUGUUACUGCAGUGGCAGGUGACCACCAUACUGUUGGACAGAGCGUGGCUGUUUCCCAAUACACAAAGCCUGAAGAAGUCAGAAAUCUCAGUGUCACUAACUUCACCACAUCCUCUGUGUCUCUGAACUGGACUGAACCAGAAGGAAACAGCUCCUUCUAUAGAGUACAGUGGACAGAUGGAAAAUUCAGUUUGACUGAUAAUGUGUCAGAAACAUCUCUAACCAUCAGUAACCUGACUGCUGGUGUCCAGUAUGAAGUAACUGUUACUGCAGUGGCAGGUGACCACCAUACUGUUGGACAGAGCGUGGCUGUUUCCCAAUACACAAAGCCUGAAGAAGUCAGAAAUCUCAGUGUCACUAACUUCACCACAUCCUCUGUGUCUCUGAACUGGACUGAACCAGAAGGAAACAGCUCCUUCUAUAGAGUACAGUGGACAGAUGGAAAAUUCAGUUUGACUGAUAAUGUGUCAGAAACAUCUCUAACCAUCAGUAACCUGACUGCUGGUGUCCAGUAUAAAGUAACUGUUACUGCAGUGGCAGGUGACCACCAAACUGUUGGACAGAGCGUGGCUGUUUCCCAAUACACAAAGCCUGAAGAAGUCAGAAAUCUCAGUGUCACUAACUUCACCACAUCCUCUGUGUCUCUGAACUGGACUGAACCAGAAGGAAACAGCUCCUUCUAUAGAGUACAGUGGACAGAUGGAAAAUUCAGUUUGACUGAUAAUGUGUCAGAAACAUCUAUAACCAUCAGUAACCUGACUGCUGGUGUCCAGUAUGAAGUAACUGUUACUGCAGUGGCAGGUGACCACCAUACUGUUGGACAGAGCGUGGCUGUUUCCCAAUACACAAAGCCUGAAGAAGUCAGAAAUCUCAGUGUCACUAACUUCACCACAUCCUCUGUGUCUCUGAACUGGACUAAACCAGAAGGAAACAGCUCCUUCUAUAGAGUACAGUGGACAGAUGGAAAAUUCAGUUUGACUGAUAAUGUGUCAGAAACAUCUAUAACCAUCAGUAACCUGACUGCUGGUGUCCAGUAUGAAGUAACUGUUACUGCAGUGGCAGGUGACCACCAUACUGUUGGACAGAGCGUGGCUGUUUCCCAAUACACAAAGCCUGAAGAAGUCAGAAAUCUCAGUGUCACUAACUUCACCACAUCCUCUGUGUCUCUGAACUGGACUGAACCAGAAGGAAACAGCUCCUUCUAUAGAGUACAGUGGACAGAUGGAAAAUUCAGUUUGACUGAUAAUGUGUCAGAAACAUCUAUAACCAUCAGUAACCUGACUGCUGGUGUCCAGUAUAAAGUAACUGUUACUGCAGUGGCAGGUGACCACCAAACUGUUGGACAGAGCGUGGCUGUUUCCCAAUACACAAAGCCUGAAGAAGUCAGAAAUCUCAGUGUCACUAACUUCACCACAUCCUCUGUGUCUCUGAACUGGACUGAACCAGAAGGAAACAGCUCCUUCUAUAGAGUACAGUGGACAGAUGGAAAAUUUAGUUUGACUGAUAAUGUGUCAGAAACAUCUAUAACCAUCAGUAACCUGACUGCUGGUGUCCAGUAUGAAGUAACUGUUACUGCAGUGGCAGGUGACCACCAUACUGUUGGACAGAGCGUGGCUGUUUCCCAAUACACAAGACCAGGCAUAGUUUUAGAACCUGAUACAUCCCAAAACACCUCCUCCAUCUACCUGAACUGGGACCCGCCUCUUGGUCAGGCAUUCAAAUACAGGUUGGAGUGGCACAAUGGUGGAGCACUGAUGACUAGACACACAACUGAUACCUCUGCUGUGCUGUCAGAGCUGAUCCCUGGUACAGAGUACAUAAUCACAAUCACAGCCAUUGCUGGAGACAACAAGACAGAGGGAGAACCCUACUCAUUCACCUCAGCCACAAAGCCAGAGGUCAUCAGAGAUCUCAGUGUCACUAACUUCACAACAACCUCUGUAUCACUGAAAUGGGCUGCACCAGAGGGACACAUCUCUUUCUAUAUAGUAAACUGGACCAGUGGAGCUGCCAUUAACACAGAAAAGACAUAUAUGUCUAAUUUCACCAUUUCUGAUCUGACUCCUGGAGUGAAAUAUAAUUUCACAGUGAGCGCAGUCACUAAUACAACUAGGCGCAUGCUGGAAGGAGACAGUGCCACUUUGUCUCAGUAUACAAUGCCUGUAAAGCCUGAGAGCAUUGCCAUUAAAGAACGAGGAACCAGUUACCUGAGGAUCAACUGGACUUUGCCUAAAGGGGAAGCUGAUUAUUAUGUGGUGAACAUCUCAAGUAUAACUCUGAUGUAUUCGACUAGCAUUAAAACAGCAAACACCACAGCCCUCUUUACUGAUUUACGUCCUGGGAGAAUGUUUGAUAUCACAGUGACCGCUGUAGCUGGAUUCCUCACUAAGGAGUCUGACCAUUCUUCAUUUGCAACUGUUCCCACACCUCCUGGUUUUAUUAACAUCAAUGAGAGGACAAACUCUUCACUCCUCCUGGAGUGGCCGACUCCUGACUCCAUGAAGGGUGCUCCAAACAUCAGCUACCAUAUCACCUACCAGCGUGAGGGUGGCGAAGUACAAAAUAAAGGCCUCACAGUCAAUAGUACAGAGCUGUCCAUGCUUUCCUCUGGAAGUUCCUACAAUAUAACUGUAGAAACAGUUGGACCCCAAAAUUUAAGGAGUGAGGUUGUCCGAAAUUCUGCUUUCACUCUGCCCAACCCUGUGUUGAACGUUGUAGCCAGCCCUAAAUCCACCACCUCAGUCGUAGUGAAAUGGUCAUACCCAGAGGGAGCCCAGUCGUAUUACCAGUACUUGAUUAAAAUCUGCAAUGCCGCAGGACCAUCUGUUAAUAAAACAGUGGUCAAUAACAGCAUUGAUGUAUUUGACUUGGAGCCAGGAACCAGAUAUAAUAUCAGUGUCAAGACAAGAGCAGCACCAGGAAGUGAAUCCACAGAAGAAAAGACAUUCACAUACACAAUGCCCAGUGCAGUGACCAACUUAACAGUGAGUGAGGUAAGCACAACAGCAAUCCAGUUGACGUGGACCAAACAAAGUGAUUAUAAGACUUCCUACUCCUACCUGGUUAUAGCACUCCAGAACAACACAGAGAUUCUGAGUGGUCGAAUAGAGACAGAGACUUUUACCUUUUCCGGUCUGACCCCUGGAGAACUGUACACUUUUUAUGUGUACACGGUCGUAGAAAGGGUCAACUCCACAAGGGAAAAUAUAUCAAGCUACACAAGACCUGAAGUAGUUUCUAACAUCACAGCCAUAGGAGACACAGCUACCAUGUCAGUGAGCUGGCAACCAGCAACUGGGGGGGUGAACUUCUACACUGUCCUACUGUACAGAGACCAGCAGUUGGUGGAAAACAGCACACGUCUAAGCAACACUGCUGUAAACAAAACAUUUUGGGACCUGAAACCAGGAGUGUUUUACUGUGUAGAAGUGGUCACCAAGAGUGGACCAUUUGAGAACAGUACAAGCAUUUGCAAUGCAACUUUUCCCAACCCUCCUGGCCCCAUUGCUGUGCAGUCUCAGACUGUGGAGUCCAUCAACUUUACCUGGCCAUUUCCAGAGGACAUGGACUAUAAUCAUUACAACUUCAAUGUGUCCACCUUUAAGGGCACCUUUCUGAUUAAAGACAAUUGGUUCCUGCUGGCUGAGCUUCUGUCUGGAAGUCCCUACAACAUCUCUAUUGUUACUGUGGGCGAGAAGAACUAUGAGAGCACAGCGGUGACAGCACAAAACUAUACCAGACCACGCUCUGUAACCAUGCUGAGACCAGCAGAAAUCACCACAAAUUCAGUGACCUUGGAGUGGGAACAACCAGAGAAAAAAUCUCACUACUCAUAUGUUGUGCAGGUUAACAAUAGCUUGAGCAGUGUUUCUUCAGAAUUAAAUUACACAGCCACUGGACUUUCAUCUGGGAGCAACUACAGCUUCACUGUCACUACACAGACAGCAGAUGGCACUCAGGCAGCUCCUGUUACAAUCUCCAUCUAUACAUGGCCUUAUAGUGUUAGAUAUUUGGAGGCUCAAACCUUAAACACAACCACUGUACGUCUGAAUUGGACAAAACCACUGGAGCACAAGGAUGACUAUAGAUAUCGGAUUAACACUACAGGCUGUGGCUCCCAAAACACAGAAAAUGUCACAGCAACAGUUGUAGACAUCUCAGAGCUCACCCCUGGGACCGAGUGCAUGUUCUGUGUUUUUGUCGUGGCAAUGAAUGGCAUCGAAGGGAAAUCAAACUGCAUCUCACAGUACACUGAACCUGAGACAGUGCAACCCAAUAUCUCCAGCCAGGGCUCCAACAGUUCAAUCCUGGUGUCAUGGACCAAACCUCCUGGGAGAGUGGGAUAUUAUGAGGUUUACCUUUAUAACAGCACUUCCUUCAUUUUAAAGGACACGCUCAAUUCUUCCAGAACUUCCUUUCUGUUUGAGGAACUGUCUGCAGGGAUUAUUUACAAAGCCAGCGUAAGCACAUUUAGUGGACCCUUCAAUGCAUCAUCUCGAGUGGUCACAACUGCAACUUUCCCUAACCCUCCGGGGGCGAUUGAAGUCCACACAAAGACAACCAGUUCCAUUGAAAUUAUGUGGGAAGAAGCUCCUCUGAUGGCCAGUGCAUCUUUCAGCUACCAAUUGACCAACAUAUCGUCAGGUGGAUACAUCAGCACCAACAACACCAGACACACUUUUGACUCCCUGGAUUCUGGAACUUCCUACAACAUCUCCGUGGCAACUGUGGGUGCCAUGGGUUUUGAGAGUGAGGCGGUUCACAUCUACCUGGUUACUACAAGACCAUUGAGUGUGAAGUCUCUUAUGGCUGAUAUGACAGGAGAGGACACUAUCACAGUCAAAUGGGAAAGGCCUGAUGAUUACAAGGACAGCUACCGUUACAGUUUGACCUGGCAAAGACAAAAUAAGAUCAUCAAUAACACCACAACUGAAACUGAGUUUACUAUUGAUAACCUGAUUCCUGGAAGCAACUAUAGCUUUAGUGUCAUCACAGAGACCUCUGAUGGAACACAGAGUGAGCCAGCAACGAAUUCGGGCUGCACAAAUGCAAGCCCAGUGAAAAACAUAUCAUGUAAAGGUCCAAACGAACCCAAUGCAAAAAUCAUCCUGCACUGGGACAAACCCAGUGGCCAAUACUCUGGCUUCGAGGUCACCAUAAACGACAGAGAUACCAGAAACUUGACAAACACCUCUUGCAACCACACUGUGUCCAACCUUAAUCACAAUACUGAAUACACGCUGACUGUGGAGACACUGAGCUGUGGAAAGCCCAGCACUCCUGUUUAUCAUUCUUGCUGGACAGGCAUUACAGAUCCACCCAUUCCAUCCAACUAUGUGUCACUUUCGGAGGUGAGUGACAUGGAAUACAACAAGUUUACCGUUGUGAUUCAGGAAGAGCUGCUGAACAACACAAAUGGACAAGUCACAGAUGUUGGGGUGCUGGUGACAGAUGACCCUGUUGCUGUCCUUACAGGUAACGCUUCUGAUUUGAAAAAUUACCUGGUGAAAACUUAUAAUAAGUGGAGGGCAAAGAAGACUCCUGUCUAUCUGGCAACAGUCACCAGCUUCCAGUCACGGAGUGGACAGAAUGGUCUGAAAAUAGUAGUGGGAGAUAAAUCCACAUGGAUGGGCUACACUAAUGGUGCUCUGGACGCCAAUGGACAAUACCAAUAUGCCAUUGUGUUGUUUACCAGUCUGCAAUAUGAGGAUGAAAUUGUGGAUGUUAACCAGUCACUGCUCUCAGUAACAAAUUUCUACCCUGUUGUUGUGCUCCCACAAAAUCCAGCUGUCAUUGGCAUUGCUGUCGGAGUAACACUGGCAAUUUUUUGCGUUCUCUUCAUCAUCCUCAUUGGCUUCAUUAUCUACUGGAAAAGGUUAUCCAACAAAGAAUCAUCAGACAUCCAGAUUCAUUCCAUGAGAAGUGUGGCCGUGAGGGUGGAGGACUAUGAGGCUUACUACAAGAAGCAGAAAGCAGACUCCAACUGUGGCUUUGCUGAAGAGUUUGAGGACCUGAAGGUUGUUGGAACGGGUCAGUCGAAAACAAGUGCUCUGACUUUGGAGAACAAGCCCAAGAACCGCUACAACAAUGUGCUUCCCUAUGACUCUUCUAGGGUGAAACUCUCUAUUAUCCAUGGAAGUCCAUAUGAUGACUACAUCAAUGCUAACUACAUGCCGGGUUACAACUCCAGGAAGGAGUUUAUUGCAGCUCAGGGUCCUUUGCCCACCACGGUCAGCGAGUUCUGGAGGAUGAUAUGGGAGAAGAAUGUGCAGACACUUGUCAUGCUGACACGCUGUAAUGAACAGGGACGAGUAAAAUGUGAGCAGUAUUGGGGAUCUGGCACCAUGCACUUUGAAAACAUCACUGUGAUAACAACCUCUGAAAUACCACUUGAAGACUGGACCAUCAGGGACUUUGACAUUAAAAAUGUGAAAACAGCUGAGACCCGGUCGGUGCGUCACUUCCACUUCACAGCCUGGCCAGAUCAUGGGGUACCAGAAACCACCGAGCUGCUCAUCAGCUUCAGACACCUGGUCAGAGAGCACAUGAACCAGUACUCCAGACACUCUCCUACUGUGGUCCACUGCAGUGCUGGUGUUGGGCGCACAGGCACCUUCAUAGCCAUUGAUCGUUUGAUCUUCCAGAUUGAGAGGGAAAAUAUUGUGGACGUGUACGGCAUCGUCCAUGAUCUGCGCAUGCACCGGCCCCUUAUGGUGCAGACAGAGGAUCAGUAUGUGUUCUUAAACCAGUGCGCCAUGGACAUAAUCAGGGCAAGAACUGGAACCAAUGUGGAUCUAAUCUACCAAAACACUGCUGCACUCUCUAUUUACGAGAACGUAGAACCCAAAAAAGGCUUUCGCAAAAACAACUACCGCAAUGCAUAGGCCAGAAAAACUGCUGUGGUCUUCUACUUCUCUCUGUACUUGUAGCAAGAAAUUGAGCAGACAUUUAUAAAGGGAAGGCUUUUAACAGAUUGUGCUGUAUUUAUUUUUAUACCUGUCUUGCUCUUGUUAAGAACCUUGUAGCUUCCUGGAAUUAAACCUAUUGUUUUGGUAUUUAUUUGUUAAAAAUGUUGAAUGUUUGGCAAUGAAAAAAAAUUAUAUGGAGAAAUGAUUUUGGACAUAAUCAUUGACUAAAACUGUUUGGAUUAUAUGUAAACUUCUGUCUUGGAUUCUUUCUUAUAAUUGCAUACUUUUGUAUUGCAGUUUUUUUUUCUCCUUGCUUACUACUGUAUUUUUAGCUCAGGUAAUAUGUUGGAUGCUGUAUAGGUAUUAUCAUUACUUAUUACUUAUGGAAUCGCCUUGUACAAAAAAAAAGAUUGCUGGUAUAAAUACUAUGUGCCUUUUAAAAACUUGUGGGCUUUAAUACCAGUAGGUGGCACUCUUCUAUUGUUGUUUUAAUGCAAAAGACAAAACUGUAACAGACUAACAGGGACUGUUGUGAUUUUACCGUGUUAUGGGAAUGUUAAAAUAUAGUUUUUCAAUAUAUCAAAUUUUUUUGUCAUUUGUUUGUCAGAUUGUGCAGCCACAUGUUUUUGCACCUCUUAAGUCAAACUGAACUGUGCAAUGCCUUUUAAUGAAGGAGUUUUGUUGUUUGUUGUAGAGUCUGUAUUUGUAUGCACUGUAGUGAAUAAUGCACUGGAUGCAUUUGUCUUUCUGCACUGUCCACUUUUUAAAUUACAAGAUUUCUCUUUAUCAGUAUCUUACAUUUUGGCCAGUGCUUUGUCAAACUGUUUGUAACCUUUUGUUAUUCACCCCAUAUCUGGUUGUUACAGUUUUACUUUUUAAAAUUAAAGAGAUGGGUCGUUAAACAGAAACUCAGGAACACAAACAAUGAACACUGAAUAUUUUACUGAUAGGUUACAAAAGCCAUACCACAACAAUGUGUACUUUGAAGAACUUAGAGAUCACAUACAUUGUUUUGUUUUGUCAAUAUCCUUCUUUUCUACAUUGUUAAUUCCUCAUAAAAAAAUAAUGUCCUAUCACUUCCUGCUGUAUAUCUGGUCUAUCUAUGGCCAUUUCCUGUGAUGUUAAAAUCACCAGAGGAAUGCAAGCUUUAUUUUCAGCUUCUAAAGGGCAGAAUUUUCCAUGUGGCAGGUACGUUUUUUUUUUCUGAAGAUAAUUGAUAUAUGCAGUUAGCCUGCAGAUAUUUUUACUGUAUUGUACUGUAUUUUAAUGUAAGUAAAAUGAUUGAAAGCACUUGUGUGUUGAUUGAAAAACAAGAAUAGCAAAUAGUAAAAACAGUCAUAACAUUUUUAGGAUGAUUUUGAAAUGCUUUAUGAGAUGCUUGCUGGUACAAUGCAAAAAUGUAAAAGGAGCAAAAUAAUAUUUGUAUGCUGUUCAAUCUGUCUAACAAAACUGGGAUUAAAUAUGUUAUUACAUUUUUACCCCA